UAACUCUCUUGUUUGUAUCUCUUUCUACCCCACUACCCCCCACCCCUUAAAGAUAGUAGAGAGGGGGUUUACCAGCAUCAACAGCCAGCCAGCCAGCCAGCCAGCCCAGUGUUAGAAAAGAAAGACAUAAUGAGAGUAUAAAUAAAAACAAAAGGUGGUAGAUGCAUGAGUAACAACAACUACUUCUACAAACACAAUCUCCACCUCUUUCUCUCUCUCUUUCUACCACACCCUCUUCUUUCUCAACCCUUUUCAACUUGAAUUAAAAAAAAAUCCCUUCUUUUUCCCCCACCUAAAUCCCCAUUUCAAGAUUCUUGAUUUUCAACUACUUUUCCUCUUGUAGUUUUAAGGCAUAAUUUGGUGAGCUAUGGUGAGCAUCCGAAGGCGCAAGCUGUUAGGACUUUGCUCUGGACGGAGCGCCUUCUUGGUUCCACUGCCAAAAUUCUCUGAGAAUGGGCACUUCGCAGAACAUCGUUUCUUCAGCAACAGACCCACUAGUGUACACCCAAUGCCAUCAACUGAUAUUGAUGAGUCAAAAGAGAAAAUUGCUGUAAAAGUUGUUCCUGGAUCAUCGAAUAGUCAUGCCUCUGGCUCCUUGAUGGAGCAAACCGCUCAACAAUUUCCAGUUAAACGCAGAAAGCGACACAGGAGAAAGCACUUUGAAAACCAAGAACCAUGUCUCAUGAGAGGUGUCUACUUUAAAAAUAUGAAAUGGCAAGCUGCAAUAAAGGUUGAUAAAAAACAAAUCCACUUGGGUACAGUUGGCACUCAAGAAGAAGCUGCUAGACUGUAUGACAGGGCCGCUUUUAUGUGUGGGAGGGAACCGAAUUUUGAGCUUUCCGAGGAAGAGAAGCAGGAACUAAGACAAUUCAAAUGGGAUGAUUUUUUGGCAUUUACACGUUCUGCGAUUACUAAUAAGAAAACUCGAAGAAGAAGUGGGGCUGGUGCACGGAGGAAAUUCGAGCCUUUAACUUCAGCACUGAACAGUGAGGAGGAUGAGGAAGAGGAGGAGGGAGGGGAGCCGGAAAGCAACAGUUUUUCAGCCUCUGAAGAUAUAGAGCACGACAUAUUGUUCUCUUGAUCCCCUCUUCUCCCCUCCAUUUUGUGCAUGCCAAAAAAAUUAGUUCUACUGAUUCUGUUAAGCUGUUCAGCCACGUACUUACAAGUCGAUGAUUCUGGUAUUCAUAUAGAUUUACAAAAAUAUAGAUGCCCCUAUUAGGGUGGAUGAUGAUACAUUAUUUUCUAUUGGCAAAGUUAAUUGAAUUUGAUAACAAGUGCUAUUGUAUAUGCCUCAAGACCUUUUGUCAUAUGUUUGAUGAACUUUGGCAUAUGAAGGUGACUUUGAUCAGCAUCCCUUACCUAUAUGAUUAAAUGGAAUAUGAGAAGGAAAUAAAUGAA
This is a messenger RNA of Solanum lycopersicum (tomato), 1398 nucleotides long. Its product is annotated as ethylene-responsive transcription factor-like protein At4g13040. The record is from RefSeq and is a predicted model, not a curated record. Gene Ontology annotation, biological process: regulation of DNA-templated transcription. Gene Ontology annotation, molecular function: DNA-binding transcription factor activity; DNA binding. Lineage: Eukaryota; Viridiplantae; Streptophyta; Magnoliopsida; Solanales; Solanaceae.